This is a messenger RNA of Oncorhynchus mykiss (rainbow trout), 1878 nucleotides long. Its product is annotated as homeobox protein SIX3-like. Gene Ontology annotation, molecular function: RNA polymerase II cis-regulatory region sequence-specific DNA binding; DNA-binding transcription factor activity, RNA polymerase II-specific. The record is from RefSeq and is a predicted model, not a curated record. NCBI's taxonomy places the organism in Eukaryota, Metazoa, Chordata, Actinopteri, Salmoniformes, Salmonidae. Gene Ontology annotation, cellular component: transcription regulator complex; nucleus. Gene Ontology annotation, biological process: regulation of transcription by RNA polymerase II; eye development.
GACAACUGGCCCUUUUCUUCUUUUUUUUCUUCUCUCUACGCUGACCCGAUGGUGUUCAGAUCCCCGCUAGAGCUCUUUCCCGCCCAUUUCCUCCUGCCCGGCAUGCUCUUACCGGAGGAACCCCCUGCUUGCGCACCUGCCUCUGCUCUCCCUGGGCUCCGUUUCUCCGCGGCGCAGGUGGCCGGUGUGUGUGAGACUUUGGAGGAGACCGGGGACGUCGAGCGGCUCGCGCGGUUUCUGUGGUCCCUGCCGGUGGCCCCAGGUGGCGCGUGCUUCAUUACAGAGCAUGAGUCCGUCCGGAGGGCGCGUGCCGUGGUCGCCUUUCACACCGGGAACUACCGCGAACUCUACUGCAUCCUGGAGAACCACAGCUUUAUGCGCCGCGCCUCGCACGGUAAACUACAGGCCAUGUGGCUCGAGGCGCACUACCGGGAGGCUGAGAGGCUGCGCGGGCGGUCGUUGGGCCCGGUGGACAAGUACCGUAUCAGGAAGAAGUUCCCUUUACCAAGAACCAUCUGGGACGGCGAGACGAACACACACUGCUUCAAGGAGCGGACGCGGGGCCUGCUGAGGGAACGGUACCUCCAGGACCCCUACCCAGACCCCGCGAGGAAAAGGGAGCUGGCGCGCGCCACCGGGCUCACUCCAACACAGGUCGGGAACUGGUUCAAGAACCGGAGACAGAGAGACCGCGCAGCCGCCAACAAGAACAGGCUCGCGCACCACGGGAUGCGACCGGGAGCCAUGCUCGCUCUGGCCAGGACAGAAUGCAGCCCCACCGGAAGUGCAUGCAGCCCGGAGAUGAUCCUCUCGGUAAUGGACAGCGACUCUGACUUUGACAUCUGAAACUGCCCAUUGAUAACGGGAUACAUGCUACUAAGGGGCUUGGAUUUCACGGAGAAUUCAUAUGGACAUAUUUAUUUUUAUGUUAUGAGUUUGCUGUCUGAAAUAGACCUACAUGAUAUUUACUAUGUGCAGAACAUCCAUCUCUCUUUCUCUCUCUCUUCUGAUGCUUUUCUGACAAUCAUGGUGUUUAGUGCACCUUCCUAGUCUUGUCUAUCUGUAAAUAAAUUAUUCACCUGAUGUCAGGAAAAUUGUACAGAUGGUCCUUUGAAGCACUGUAAAGGUCUGUUUGUUGGUUUAUAAUUGACAAAUACGUACUUUAUGAAAAUAAAUGUGAAGUUGAUCAUUGUUAUGAGUUCAUUUAUUAUUGGACUAGAGUUGGUGGUUAUUCUAUAAAGCGUUGUCAUACACGGAGUCUGACUGCUUUUUGCAACGUGUUAUUUCAUCUCUGCGCGAACAAACUGGCAUCAAUUCAUGUGAAACAGCGCAGUCUGGUGGCCACAAUAACAUGUCAUUAUGCUGGCAGACGCACUACCUCCUUGGGACCACUGGAUGGAGACAACAGACUAGAAUGCAGAGCCAUUUACCUAUUUGUAUGGCUCCAACAGCAUGUCCUUGGUCUUUUACAAAUACAAUUGUAUUGGUUGUGUACACGUUUUGCAAAUGUUAUCGCAGGUAUAGCAAAAUGUUUAUAUUCCUACCGCCAACAGUACAAAACAGAGAGGUUGGGUUAAAUGCGGAAGACACAUUUCGGCAUGCGGAAGACACAAUAACUCGGACGACGCUAGGCCAUUGGUGAGAAUGCUGUACCGCACAGAAUACAGUACCAUAUUGUUUUACAUGUGUCCUGUAAAACUACAGUAACUUACUGGCUACUGUGCUGCCAGUAAUUUACUGUAAUUCAGUACCACCCCACAAAAUACAUUACCAUACUGUAUUUUUGGAAUCUAAAAACCUUUUGUGGGUGGCAUGGUACACUAUAAAACUGGAUAAAUUCUGGCUACUCAAAAAUGUUGAGGACCUAAAAAAAAAAAA